Messenger RNA from Penicillium bovifimosum, 699 nucleotides. RefSeq lists its product as uncharacterized. Bases 1 to 699 code for a protein of 232 amino acids. The transcript has 3 exons. The record is from RefSeq and is a predicted model, not a curated record. NCBI's taxonomy places the organism in Eukaryota, Fungi, Ascomycota, Eurotiomycetes, Eurotiales, Aspergillaceae.
AUGUCGGACGUCCUCUGGAGCAGCCCCGAGCCCUCCAACCGGGAUACGAAGCGGAUUGAGAUCCUUGUGGGACGACGCCGCUCAUUGCCGUCGACGAGCUUCCCACUCACUCCCGAGGUCUCUGUGCGAGGUAUCCAUCGCACCCUGACGGCUCGUGAUACCCAGGGAAUGCUUAUCUGUGGAAUGGCGUCCCCACAUCAAGAACGUUGGGUCGUCCACAUGGCUCCCCAGCCACCUCAUGAGCAAACCGCCGAAACCCAGCAGCUUCUGUUGAGGGUAGUGACAGGUCCGAAGGAUGCGACAGUGGCUCAUGGCAGGACUCGACACUAUCGGCCUCGCUCCAUCCGAGUACUCCGAACGGCAAUUGGAGUUCUCGGAAUGGCCAACCGCGCUCCCGCGCAAAAUCACGUCGGAGAACUUCAUCAACUACACUCAUCUGAUGUAGUGCUCCCAGGACAGUCUCCCGUAGGCUUUUCUCGCACCGAUAGCGCUUGGGAGAGCAACGCAUCAAAAUCGUCGCCGAUUGUGCCACCUUCCCCUCCCCUAAGAAACGACUCCACGGAAGAUUCAUCCAGUGCCGCCCCAUCAGCCCCUGUUGCCGUCGAACGUCCCUACGAUCCCAGCGACCCAGACCCCAACGAUAACGGCCCCGGCAGUGUCGGCUCCCGACCCGAGUCCCCGCCUAUCAGAGAUAGAUGA